AUGGAAUCAAAAACUUUAAGUUGCAUAGUUCUGUUAGCUCUAGCAACAUCACUAGUCAUUUUCCAAAUGGCAUCAGCUGGUGACCCUGACAUCCUAACAGACUUUGUGAUGCCACUCGAGGUUCCAUCAGUUGACGCUUCCUACUUCACCUUCUCAGGCCUAAGGGGCCUCGUAGGAGCUCCACCACCCGAAAAAUUCAAGGUGACAAAGGCAGGCAUGACCGAAUUUCCAGCCCUGAACGGACAAAGCGUUUCCUAUGCAAUUCUACAGUACCCUGCAGGCUCUGUCAACCCUGUCCACACUCAUCCACGUUCAGCCGAGCUACUUUUCCUCAUGUCAGGUACAUUGGAAGUAGGAUUCAUCGAUACCACGAACAAGAUAUUCACUCAAACAUUGCAAACAGGAGACGUUUUCGUGUUCCCUAAAGGACUAGUACACUACCAAUACAAUGCUGAUGCUGAAAAUUGUGCUUGGGGUGUAUCUGCCUUUGGAAGUGCAAAUGCAGGCACUGUUUCUAUUCCUAACUCUGUGUUCAAUACAAGCAUUCCUGAUAACAUUUUGGCUAAAUCUUUCAAGACUGAUAUCAUUACCAUUCAGAAAAUUAAGGCAGGUCUAGCCUGA
Solanum stenotomum is the source of this 621-nucleotide messenger RNA. RefSeq names its product germin-like protein 9-3. The coding region runs from base 1 to 621 and encodes 206 amino acids. Gene Ontology annotation, cellular component: cell wall. NCBI's taxonomy places the organism in Eukaryota, Viridiplantae, Streptophyta, Magnoliopsida, Solanales, Solanaceae. The record is from RefSeq and is a predicted model, not a curated record. The transcript has a single exon. Gene Ontology annotation, molecular function: manganese ion binding.